AAUCUAAACACAUAUAUGAACAAUAUAUUAUGUCGCGUAGAAUUUUCCUGCGUCAAAGAAGUGAACCGACAUUGAAAAGUCCUGCGAGGGAUUUUCGUGAAAUAUUUCCUCGCUGAUUUUUCUCUAUUUUGUCGAACAAAUUAGAUAUAUCUGGAUUCGUUUUCAAGAAAUAAUGAAGGAUUAGGGACUGGCAACUCUGAAACAGGAUCAAAGGUCGCUUCAUGCGCACCCGUUUGAUAGAACUUUGGCUCAAGUUGCAUCAUCGUGUCAUUUCUUCACGUUCGAAACGAAGCAGGUCACUGUUUUCCGGGUGUCCAUUCCAUCAUCUAUAAAUAUAAAAGACGAUUGAAAGAUGUACGCCCACUUUAAUGCACUAUUGGAUCACAGCUUCAUGCAAGAGUUUCGCCAGUAGGGUCUUCACUUGGACAUCCUCUAGUUAUGUGUGCCUGAGUUUCUAACACCCAUGUGUGGUGUUGCCUAUAUGGCAGGCUUGUUGCCUUUGCCUGGCCUAUAACAAUAGAAACAGUGACUUUCUAGAGAUCCUUAAAAUUUACCAAGAACUGGUCCUUUUCCAAUCCUUGUAUAGAAAUGCUUAACAAAUAUAAGGACUGUUAGAUAACAUAAUGAUGAUAUAUAUCAAAAAACUUGAAGAGUAGAAAUGGACAAUAUGUCAUUAUGGGACAUACUUUGUAUCAUACCUACAUCUCUUUUGAACAUAAAGAAAAGUGAAUAACUCCAGAUCUACACAUAAAAUUCUAACUUUAUGACAUUUCUGAAUUUCUGAACAGCCAAAGUGUUUAAACUUUCUAUAGUGACAUUGCCAUCAUCAUCAUCAUAUGUAUUUGGUAUAGACUGUAUGAGGCAGCUGUUUGGCAUCAUGGCACUGGAUCCCACCAUGCCUAGCUCAUCCCUUCAGAGUUGGUUAGGCCAUGAGCUGGAGAUCCGGGGCAUAGAUGCCGUUGUUUAUACACGCUAUAUUCUCAGCAUUUUACAACAGGACCACGACCAGGAUUUCAUUGAAACUCACUCAUUCCCCUUUGAGAAGAAGCGAGAUUCGAAAGUCAAGACUCAUAAGAGCAAGAAACAGGAAAAACGUAAAUCGGCAGAACUGAGCUCUGAAGAAUUUCGUAAAUCAGCUGCUGUGGAGUGUUUGCUGUCUGUUACUGAUGAGGAUACUGGCAUUGAAACACUGGUAGAUGAACUGUAUAUCAAGUUGAAGGAACAUCAGAUCAAUCAAUCUUUGAGUGUAGUGAGUCCUUGUCAGGCAGAUCUCAGUGAGGGCAGUGACAGUGUACUAUCAACCUCUCCAGAUGAUCCUGCUGAAAGGUAUUAUGCUGCAUUUCCUGCCUUAAGUGAUGGUGAGAAUGGUGGGACUCCCCAGCCCCCUCUACCUCCCCCUAUCCCUCCUCUACAGCAAACUGCCCCUACUGUUUGGCGACGAACCUCUAAACAACUCUUCACUAAAUCUGGAGCUGAUCGUGAUCUAAGUCCGUAUGAUAACGUAAUUGUUGGAGACAAAUCUGCCCCUACUACUCCCAAAUCUGAUAUCUCAAGAGAUGUUAGCCCCAAAUCAGGUUCCAGUACACCUAGUAAACCAACCAAAGGAGAUAGGAAGGAUGUGAGACGAGGGGGGAAGAUGUCCACAAGGGAGAAGAGCCCAUAUACUAGUAGUUCGAAGUCUGUAUCAUCAUCCAGAGAAGUGAGCCCUAGAGUAGUCCGCAGGAGGAAGAAGAGUCAUCAGAACAGCGAUGAGUCCUAUGACUCAAGGAAGUAUUCUAGAAGGCACCACUCUGAUAGGGUCAGGAACAGGGACAGUGGAGGAGCAGGAGGUACCACAAGACAACCUCCCAAAGCCGGAAAAUCAGAGCGUGUUUACUUGGAAAGGAGUCAUUCUUCAGGUCGUCAUCCACCAUCUCGUACUAAGAGUUGGCCCCAGUGUGAACCUAGCUUCAUCCUACCAAGUACCAAGGUUCUGCCCCAUUGGGCUGAGAGUAGAGGCUCUAGGAGGCAGCCUGUACCCAGUGACAACAGUCGAACCAGGCGCAAAGUGCGUACUUCUCCAGAAUCCAGAGCUGAAAGUCCAGAGGUUGCAUAUGAAGCUCAUCAUCGUUUACGAACUGUCAAAUUUCGGUCUGUGCCAAUCAGUAGUAAAUUCUAUGACGAUGAUCACAACCCCCUGCUACUGUUGAACAGAACCUGGAGCGCAGGUGAGAGCAACCCUAGUGAAGAUGUUACAUGGUAUACCGAACCAUUUGAUGUGUUUGAAUGCAGUUCUCCCAUCCCUGGUGAAAGGUUGUACCAUAGACAGAGCAGCACAGGGGGUGACUCAGAGAAGGAUCCAUCUGAGCAUAUCACUGAGGAUAUCCUUGCGAUUAUAGAUGAUGAAGAGUCUGGGGAGUUUGACGAUUCUUUGGAACUGGGUGCAUGUGCACUAAUGCUGAACAAUGAUACAGGAUUCCUGGAUGUUGAUAGUAAAGCACAUGGAACGAAUAGUUCACGUUUGAUGAAGCUGUUUAGCAACUCAACCAGAUGUAGCAGCCCAGGUUCUGAGAGCUCUCAUUCACUACAGGAGCUCUGGGGACUAGGGUACUCUGAACCAUCAUCCCCUGUGUCGGGGCAAACUAAGUUCUAUGUGCCACUGUUGAAUCACUCCAACUUCUACCUAGGGAUUUCUCCAACAUCCGAGGACCCUAUUUCUCCUAUGACAAGCUUUCAUAGUGAACAAGAUAUGGAACCUUUCAUGCUAACUGCACCUUCCUCUAUAGAGAAGUCAUGUAGUGUGAGCAGUGAUAGCACUAUCAAGUCUUCAAGGCUCCUUAGAUUGUUCAGCAACGAAAGUGAUACAACUGAAGGCACCCCUCGUCAACUUGCCCUCAUUGAAAUAGAGCGGGAAGCUGAGGAUGAUGCGCUUUUCAAUGAUGGUGACUAUCCAACACCUACAAAAGCUAGUGGUCCCACAAGAGUAAUUGCGAAAGAACAACCUGCAAUACCACAUCUUGUACAGUUUAACAUUGAACCAGAUAACAGUAGCAGUGAUAAAGAUGUUGAUGAUGAGGAGGAUGAAGUGACGCCUAAACAAGAGAGUAAUGUCUCCACCUUGUGGAAACUCAAUAACAACACCAUUGAUGCAAGCUUGAAAUCUCCUGAGGUUCUACACACACUACAACCUGGGGAAGAUGCGGAAGCCACACCACGGGCAGUUCCCAUCAAGUUCUCCCAAUGUGCAAAUAACGUCCAAGAAAAGGAACAAACGACAUUUGAUAACCAUUUUAUUUUUCCUGGCCAAACAAAAAAGGAUCAUUUAAUGGAGAAGGCAAUUGCAGAUAUUGAACAACUAUUUGAAGAUGACGAUGAUCCAUUUUUACCCACAGGAGUUGCUGAUAUCCCAUUUCAAUCUGUAUCAAUGUCAUGCCCAUCUAGUCUUUCAAUGGCUCAGACAUUUCCCAACAAGGCACAUGUAGCAAACACAGAAAGCCUUGGAGUUCAACUUGAAACCCCUGGAAUACAACAUGAAACCCCUGGUACCCAAUUUAAAAUGAAGAAAGAAAAAAGUAGUGACUCAAUAUCAGCUGUGUGGAUAAAACCUGACAAUGUCCAGAAUAAAGAAACAGUCAUGAGCCAUAGCUGUGUCUUACUUAAAGAUCAAGCAUCUGAUACUAUUACGAUACAACCACCUGAUCACCCUGUAAUAGACCCAGAGGCUGAAUCUGACUCUGAUAUAGAUUUCUCUGUGAAAUCUCAAAGUUCAACUCCAUCUGAUGAACUGGCUCUAGACACCAGUGUUGUACCUAACAUAUCAACUGAAUUGCUAAAUCCCAGUAGUGCAACCAAACUAGCUGAUGUUCCAUUCACUGUUGCAUCCAUGGAGGCCAGCACGGAGUCUGUAAUUGAGGAGUUGCUGAAUGAAAUCAAUGAAGAUCUUCAGAAAGCUUUGAAUAUUACUUCAGAUCAGGAAGAUGUUGGAUCCGAUCAGCUUGUUAAGAUUCAUUCAGAUUGUUCCAGUGUUGGUUCUGUUGUAGAAGAGCUUUUAAAUGAGAAAGGUGAUACUGGUAGAAGUAGUGUCCCAUGUGUGAAGUCCAGAACAAGUAGUAGUAAUGCCCCCAGUAUGAAGACAUCGCAACAGGAGCUUGCUGAUAAGACAGCUAGUGAAAUGUCAUCAGAUAAAAGCUUUGAGUCUCUAGCUGCUCUGUGGGAUGAGGCUGAUGUUGAUAGAUUCGAAGAGUAUGAUAAUGUCAUAAAUGAUAGACCUGGAAAGGCUAUUCUGAUGGAUAAAUGUUUCAGUCAGUUAGCAGAAAUCUGGGGCCAGGAUUCAGAAUCCAUAUCCACUGUGUCAACUAGUGACUCACUCAUGGCUAUGGCAGCUGAGCAACGUGUGGAACAAAAUAAGGAUAAUAAACAUAGUAAGGAAAUUAUGGAUGAUCAGAAGAAUACCAUCAAUCCAAUAAAUCUUCAACAGAUGCUGUUUGAAAUCUGGAAAACUAAUGAAUAUGAUAGUCCAUUGUACCAGAGAUUCAAUGGGUUCACAACACAUGAUGGGCACACUAUUUCCUCUGCUCUCUUCCUAUGUGACCCAAUCUGGGGUAUGGACCACAAGUCAACAACAUGGCCACCUAUAUGGUCCACUUCCACCAUUCAUGCAAGCCCUUUCAACGCAAAUAGGGGUAACACUUUCUAUUCCCCAUACAGAUUCAUAGCAGGAUUUGGAAAUGAGAUUUGGGCAUAUGAAACAUCUAAAAAUCCCUAUGCAACUGAUACCCAGCAUGUUACAAUGGUUGGAAACAUUGGAGCCUCACCAUGGAAGAACAUUGUCAUUGGUCCCUCUCCUUUCAAAAGCCUCAACAGUAUGAAUGUCUCACCACUACGGAAUCUUGAAAUCAGUGCCUCCCCUUUGAAGAACCUGGGCAAAGGCUUAUACAGGCUAUGGGAUGUAAAUGCUCAGAGAAGGCUUGAUUUUGACAAUAUGACUGGAAUUACCCCGGCAUUUUUCCCAAAUAGUCCACAGGUUCUACCCAGGGAUUUCAUACAGGGAGGAGUAUAUGGAAACUUCCUUACAUUGUCCUAUGAAAAUAUAUGGGAUGUGAAUUCCUUCACUGAAACUGUUGGGACACAGUUUCUUGAUCCCCAUGAUCUUUCUUGGCCCUCUGUUCAGCUUCAUUUCCCCAAGCCCAGGGCUCUGCGAAGGAGGAGUAUCUCAUUGGAGAGUGUGGACACACAUAAUCCAUCGACCCCUAGAGCAGUUUGCAGUAAAGAUGUUGAUCCAAGUACAAAAAGUUGCAAAGAUCAAUUCCUUCAUUCUGAAAACUCUGCAUUUCACAACCAGAUCCCAGGCAAGUUAAGUCAUGUCCAUAGUGAACCUGUGAUCGUAUAUCAACACCAAGGAGAGCUGUGUUUGCUAGGAGGCCACCAGAACUAUGCAUUCACAUCCACAGCACCACCAGUCCCUUCCCAGAUUGCCCCAGCUCAGUCCCAGCCUCCUGUGAGGCCUUGCACACCUGAACAGAAUUUACAAGUGACCAAGACUGACAGUUUGUUAUUCUCCCCAGAGACUCAUUUCCGACCAAUCAAGACCCCUCCUGCAGAUAGCCCACAGACGAGAGAAGAAAGUCUCGAGUUAGAUGAUGAAUGUGAAGAUGGAUACCAAUUAUAUCAAGGAUCAGAAACAAACACAAUCAAGCGUGCGUUUAUACCAAAAUUUCGUGUGAAGGAUGAGCCUUUGAGUAAAUCCAUACAGACGAGUAAUUCUCCAAAGAAAGCUGAAUCUGGUUAUAAUCUUGAUGUUGAGGCGAAAAGACGCGCUGAACUGAUUGUGGAGAAUGCAAAUAAGGCAUUGUAUAAAAAUAUGAACAGUAGAAAAUCUAGUCAAUCUUUGGAUGAGGAACAGUGUUACGAAACAUCAGAAGAAAUUGUUCUGAGUGUAAUUCAGCCUUUAUCUGAUUCGCCUCAAAAUGUUGAAAAUCUUUACAACAAUGCGCUAAAGUUACGAAACUGGUCAGAUUCUACUACUGAUGAGCCUGGCCCAACUUGUGAUAGCAACCAACAAACAGUAUUACAAACAGUGGACACCCAGAGCCCUCUGGGGGAGUCCAUUCAUAUUGAUGACAUUAAUGGGAAAAAUUUACUCGAAAAUGUACAGCUGCAUGAUAUUUGGGAGAAUAAGUGUUUGGACUGUAGUGACCAAUCAAACGUGAAAGCAGGCAGUAAUGUAAAUAUAUGGAGACGAAUGAAUGAAUCUGGAAGUGUCUCAAAAUGGGACUCUAUAGACAAUCUUAGCUCAUCUCUGGGAGAAACUUGUACAGAAAAUCCAGCGUCGCAAAUCAGGGAACAUUCUCAACCAAAUAGUUACCAAUCCUGUAAAUUAAUGUGGAGUAUGGGGGAAAAUGAGUUCAUGAUAACAGGGGCUGGAAGCCUUGAAGCUGUUGAUACCGGGACUAGCCCAAUUCCACAGCCCGCUAGCCCUUUAACACACAUCUCUAAUCGGAAUUAUGAAAGUCCCUCUGUGAUGGUUUCUGAAGCCCCGAAACGUAAGUGGAGUCACGGUGAAGAUGAAAUUGCCACAGAUGCUCUCUUAUUGCAGCAGUCCCUGUUUACUUCUGAUGAACCCCUGAACUUGUGGAGCACUACUGAUCUGAAUGACAAUACUGAUGUGACCCUGUGGGGGAACAAACCAUCAACUUCUCCCCAUGAUCGAACAUGGAACAAACCUGCUCAAGCUUCUCUUCAUGAAGCCACCAAGUUGAAAAACACUUGGAUGAAAACCCAAGCUCAAAAUAUACCGAAAUCUAGCAGCAUGGUGAAGAAACAUUGGUCGAAUUCUCACUCUGAUAGUAACUCACAAACGGACAUUCCCACAUUGGAUAGCUAUACGUCAAUCCAUGAACCGGUAAAAAUAGUCCAAUCAGCCUGGGAGCUUGGGCAGUCUAUUGAGCAAACAAACCAAGAUACUAAAUAUCCAGCUCAUAUUCAUUCAGUUGAUGUAUGGCCAAAUACAGCCACUAGUCUACAACAGAGAUCAGCUCAAAUCCAGUUAGAUGAUGAUGUCUUUGUGGACUGUAAUGUGGACUUCAAUGCAAUGAUGUUCCCCACUGAUGGCCCUGGCCCACCCCACAACCAAGACACCUACUCUACAGAAGUUCAAACUCAACCUUACAACCAAGCCCUCUACUCUAGAGAUGCCCAAACUCAACCCCAUAACCAAGCCCUCUACUCUACAGAUGCCCAAACUCAACCCCAUAACCAAGCCCUCUACUCUACAGAUGCCCAAACUCAAGCCCACAACCAAGCCCUCUACUCUACAGAUGCCCAAACUCAAGACCACAAUCAAGCUCUCUACUCUAUGGAUGACCCUGCCCACAAUCAAGCCCUCUAUUCUACAGAUUCCCAGACUCAAGCCCACAACCAAGCCCUCUACUCUACAGAUUCCCAGACUCAAGACCACAAUCAAGCCCUCUACUCUACAGAUUCCCAGACUCAAGACCACAAUCAAGCCCUCUACUCCACUGAUUGCCCUGGUGGACUCCACAAUCAAGCCCUCUACUCUACAGAACUAGAAGAACAAUGGUUAGCUGCUGAUGAAGAAUUCCAGGUUCAGACACCGAAACGAAAAGGAGAAAGGCCAGGAAAUCCAAGAAAACCAUGCAGUUUCUUCUUAGAGGGCCAGUGUAGGAGAACUGACUGUAAGUUCACCCAUGAUCUCUCCACAAUCACCUGUAGGUUCUGGGAGGAGGGAGAGUGCUUCAAAGGCAUCACAUGUCCUUUCUUGCAUGGCUACCAUGGAGGAAACAACUGCUAUGACAAAUCGGAAGAAUUCCUGUUUGAACAUGAUGACUUUCCUGAACUUGGAUCAAAGGGAGAAAAACCUGCAGCAUCUCGUGCAGGAAAAGGCAGACAACAUAACUCAAGUAAGAAACAUGGACACUCUAUGACAGUUCGACCUGCAUACAAGAAAUUAGGACGAGGAAAAUUCAAGGCGAAGUCAAUACCAAUGGACAUCAAACACAAGAAAAAGCCAGGAUGA
Molecule: messenger RNA, 8014 nt
Organism: Owenia fusiformis
Lineage: Eukaryota; Metazoa; Annelida; Polychaeta; Sabellida; Oweniidae
Source: the annotation of a GenBank genome assembly